CGAGAUAGGCAGGGCUAGAGAGACCUAUCACUCGGCGCCACACGGCCGGAAGUGCCUGGCCCGGGACAGAGCUGGUGCAACAAACUUCCGGUUCUGGUCUCCUACUUCGUGCUAGGGCGCAGACCGCGUCAAAACCGAGCCCGCUGGUCAGGAUGAUUACAGACGUGCAGCUCGCCAUUUUUGCCAACAUGCUGGGCGUGUCACUCUUCUUGCUUGUGGUUCUCUAUCACUACGUGGCCGUCAACAAUCCCAAGAAGCAGGAAUGAAAGUGGCGCUUUCUCCGCCCCAGGGUUCCAGGAAAUAGUCUGAGGCAAGAUGGAGGGUGUGAGGGGCCUUCACACUUCACUCCAUCCCUUCUACCCAGCACAACAUGUAAAGCAACUACACCUGGAUUUUUCCAAACAACUUUUAUUUCCUGAAAGUCUUCCUUAACCCUAUGGAACAAGAAGCUGCCACUGAGUAGGGCCCAGUAUAGGGGCUUUCUUUUCUACUCCCUCCCCCCGAUAUAAAAAUAUAGAUUUUUUUGUGGUC
Molecule: messenger RNA, 531 nt
Organism: Phyllostomus discolor (pale spear-nosed bat)
Lineage: Eukaryota; Metazoa; Chordata; Mammalia; Chiroptera; Phyllostomidae
Gene: OST4
Product: oligosaccharyltransferase complex subunit 4, non-catalytic
Exons: 3
Coding region: 153-266 (37 amino acids)
Cellular component (GO): oligosaccharyltransferase complex
Source: RefSeq, a predicted model, not a curated record